Molecule: messenger RNA, 5690 nt
Organism: Varanus komodoensis (Komodo dragon)
Lineage: Eukaryota; Metazoa; Chordata; Lepidosauria; Squamata; Varanidae
Gene: NNT
Product: nicotinamide nucleotide transhydrogenase
Exons: 22
Coding region: 482-3751 (1089 amino acids)
Biological process (GO): proton transmembrane transport; NADPH regeneration
Cellular component (GO): mitochondrial inner membrane
Molecular function (GO): NAD binding; NADP binding
Source: RefSeq, a predicted model, not a curated record
AAGCUAAGGACCUUUUAGAUGUAAUUACUUCCAAGUAAUUGUUUCUAGGCUAGAAAAGUUACAUUUUCUAUUUUAAGUAUUAUAUUAAAAUUUUUGUGAUGUGGCAUCAGUGUGUUGUGUUUUUGUUAAAAUGCUUUGCACUUAUUCACAAGAUGCUGAAAUUCUGAAAAUAUUGCUAAAUGCCACUUAUUCAUAGGUCAUGGAUUUUGUCAGCCUAUUUUUCAUUCUGUUUGUGCAUUGCGUCCUUAGUUUAGGUUUCAUUUUAAUAUGAUGUUUUUAUAUUUUACAAGUUUUAGAGUCGCUAUUUGUUAAAGAGCAAUUUUUUUUAUGCAGCAGGGUAGCUGUGCAGCUUUCUAACACUGUGAUCUCCUUACUGGAUCUUGGCUAACAUGGCAAGCCUCCUGCGCACGGUUGUUACUAGUUGUUCCAGUCCUCUUUUCAACAAUGUGAUGUGUCACAAAGUGAAGACUGUGAAGACCCCAUGCUUACGGACAUUCCGUACUCACCAGGUGCUCUGGUGCCAGGCACCUGUGAAACCAGGGCGAAGAAAAAUGCCGUGAUCUACUUUCUCUGUGCUAUUCAUUGUCUUCAUUUCAACUCAUUCCAUCAGGUUGUCUCUUUGACUUCCUGCAGAACUCUGAAAAAAGGUAUUCCAUACAAACAAUUGACAGUGGGUGUUCCAAAGGAGAUUUUUCAGAAUGAGAAAAGGGUUGCCUUGUCACCAGCUGGAGUUCAAGCACUGGUUAAGCAAGGUUUCAAUGUCGUUGUGGAAUCGAGUGCAGGAGAAGCUUCCAAAUUCUCUGAUGAUCAUUACAGAGAGGCUGGCGCACGGAUCCAAGGAACAAAGGAAGUUUUGGCUUCUGAUCUAGUUGUCAAAGUGAGGGCUCCCAUAUUUAAUCCUGCACUUGGUGUACAUGAGGCAGAUCUGUUUAAGCCAUCUAGUACCCUAAUCAGUUUUAUCUAUCCGGCUCAAAACCCAGAUCUCCUGAACAAACUGGCUGAAAGAAAAACUACUGUCUUGGCUAUGGAUCAGGUCCCACGUGUGACUAUUGCUCAGGGAUAUGACGCUCUUAGCUCCAUGGCCAACAUAGCUGGGUACAAGGCCGUUGUGCUCGCAGCCAAUCACUUUGGUCGUUUUUUCACCGGUCAGAUCACUGCAGCUGGCAAAGUCCCUCCAGCUAAGGUUCUGAUAAUUGGAGGUGGAGUGGCUGGAUUAGCAUCUGCAGGAGCAGCUAAAUCAAUGGGAGCUGUAGUUCGUGGCUUUGAUACCAGAGCUGCAGCACUGGAACAGUUCAAAUCACUGGGGGCUGAGCCUUUGGAGGUUGACCUAAAAGAAUCAGGGGAAGGUCAAGGAGGUUAUGCAAAAGAGAUGUCCAAAGAGUUCAUUGAAGCCGAAAUGAAGCUGUUUGCCAAACAAUGCCAGGAUGUUGACAUUAUCAUCACAACAGCACUCAUUCCUGGUAAAAAAGCUCCAGUCCUCUUUCGAAAAGAUAUGAUUGAAUUGAUGAGGGAAGGUUCAGUCGUCGUAGAUCUAGCUGCUGAAGCAGGUGGAAACAUUGAAACUACAAAGCCAGGAGAGCUCUAUAGUCACAAGGGAAUAACACACAUAGGGUACACAGACCUUCCUAGCAGAAUGGCCACCCAAGCCAGCACUCUGUAUUCCAAUAACAUCACCAAGCUCCUAAAGGCUAUAAGCCCAGACAAAGAGAACUUCUACUUCAAUCUAAAGGAUGAAUUUGACUAUGGCACUUUGGACCAUGUUGUUAGAGGAACAGUGGUAAUGAAGGAUGGAAAGGUUAUUUUUCCUGCACCACCUCCUAAGAACAUUCCGCAAGCAGCCCCUGUGAAACAUAAGACUGUUGCAGAAUUGGAAGCAGAAAAAGCAGCCACGAUUACCCCCUUCAGGAAAACAAUGACCACUGCUUCUGCAUAUACAGCAGGACUCACAACCAUGCUCGGGCUGGGUGUUGCAUCUCCAAAUUCAGCUUUCACGCAGAUGGUGACAACGUUUGGCUUGGCAGGGAUUGUUGGAUACCACACAGUGUGGGGUGUGACUCCUGCGCUCCACUCACCACUCAUGUCUGUGACUAAUGCUAUCUCAGGGUUGACUGCAGUUGGUGGGCUGGCAUUAAUGGGGGGAACGUACCUCCCUGAAACAUUGCCCCAGAGCCUUGCUGUUCUUGCUGCUUUUGUGUCUUCUGUCAACAUUGCAGGUGGCUUUCUGGUCACACAAAGGAUGCUGGACAUGUUCAAGCGCCCCACUGAUCCUCCUGAAUACAAUUACCUGUACCUCUUACCUGCUGGUGUCUUUGUAGGAGGAUAUGGAGCAGCACUUCAAAGCGGGUAUACCAUUGAGCAGAUGAUGUACCUGGGCUCAGGCUUGUGCUGUGUUGGUGCUCUGGCUGGCCUCUCCACCCAAGGAACAGCUCGACUUGGCAAUGCCCUGGGCAUGAUAGGAGUUGCUGGGGGCUUGGCAGCUACUCUUGGAGGCCUGAAACCAUCCCCGGAGCUGCUUGCUCAGAUGUCAGGUGCAAUGGCCCUGGGGGGCACUAUAGGUCUGACGAUUGCAAAGCGUAUCCAGAUUUCAGAUUUACCUCAGCUAGUGGCUGCUUUCCACAGCUUGGUUGGCCUGGCUGCCGUCCUCACCUGCGUGGCAGAGUACAUGAUUGAGUAUCCCCACUUUGCCACUGAUCCAGCUGCAGACCUCACCAAGAUCGUGGCUUACCUUGGCACAUAUAUUGGAGGCGUGACUUUCAGUGGCUCUCUUGUGGCUUACGGGAAGCUACAGGGUAUCCUGAAUUCAGCCCCACUCCUCCUACCAGGCCGACACUUAUUGAAUGCUGGUUUGCUAGCUGCAAGCAUAGGUGGAAUGGUUCCCUAUAUGAUGGAUCCUAGUUACACAACUGGGCUUGCUUGUUUAGGGUCUGUGUCAGCUCUGUCUGCAGUUAUGGGUGUUACUCUAACAGCAGCCAUAGGAGGGGCUGACAUGCCAGUCGUUAUUACUGUACUGAACAGCUAUUCUGGCUGGGCACUGUGUGCCGAAGGGUUCCUGCUCAACAACAACCUGCUAACGAUCGUGGGCGCACUAAUUGGUUCCUCUGGUGCCAUCCUAUCUUAUAUCAUGUGUGUGGCCAUGAACCGCUCUCUUGCCAACGUGAUCCUUGGUGGAUAUGGCACUACUUCAACAGCUGGUGGGAAGCCAAUGGAAAUUACUGGCACACAUACAGAAGUGAAUGUGGACAGUGCAAUUGAUAUGAUAAAGGAAGCCAAUGACAUCAUAAUCACUCCAGGUUACGGCCUAUGUGCAGCCAAGGCUCAGUAUCCCAUUGCUGAUUUGGUGAGAAUGCUGAGAGAAAUCGGCAAGCGUGUCAGGUUUGGAAUUCAUCCUGUGGCUGGUCGCAUGCCUGGACAACUCAAUGUUCUGCUUGCAGAAGCUGGUGUGCCAUAUGACAUCGUCCUAGAAAUGGAUGAGAUCAAUGAAGACUUUCCAGAAACUGAUCUGGUCCUUGUUAUUGGAGCUAAUGACACAGUAAAUUCAGCUGCCCAGGAAGAUCCAAACUCUAUCAUUGCUGGAAUGCCAGUUCUAGAAGUUUGGAAGGCAAAGCAGGUCAUUGUUAUGAAGAGAUCGCUUGGCGUUGGAUACGCAGCUGUGGACAAUCCAAUCUUUUACAAGCCCAACACAGCCAUGCUUCUAGGCGAUGCUAAAAAGACCUGUGAUGCCCUGCAGGCCAAAGUGAGAGAGCUCUAUUAGAAUUAAAUGCCUCCUGUUAAAAGCUACCCGUGGGCCAGUAUGAACAAAACUUCUAAAAGUGCCAUAUGUAUCAACAUUAAAAGUCAAGGGUUAAUAAAGUGUUCUUGAUUUGAAGGUCUAGGGAAAAAAGGCUAAGCUCCAGAGAAACGCUGAAAGCAAAAUCAAGCCCUGAAAUGAAAUUCUGGCUUCUUGAGGAGGCAGAAUCUGGAAUAAGUAUUUUCAAAUGUAUUGCAUAUCAGAGGAAUGUUCCUUCAGUAGCUACUCGUGUAACACAGUGACACUCAGGAAUUUAGGUCAUCUGACCAUGUCAGUGUGACAUAAGGGAAACAUGCACAAAUAUAGGCAGUAGCUGCUGUUUUUUAAAUGACAGCAACAACAACAAUUUUGACUUCUGUCAUUGCUACUGGCUCCAGAUGAACACAGAAUUCCACUGAUCACGCAUUUGCAAGAUCUCAGACCCUCAGCCAAAUAUUUUAAAUUUUGAUUGACUUUUAUUUGUGACAUUUUAAAUUACCCUUCCUCAGUCCAGUGCCGUUCAGAUCUUACGGGUUACAAUUCCAACAUUCCUGCCCUUUCGCUAUGAUGGUUGAAGCUGAUGGGAGUUGUAGUCUAAAAGAUUUGGAGGGCAACUGAUUGGAGAAGACAGUUUCCAACAGAUUGGUUUUGGGGAAGGGUGGUGUUCAGGGAAGGCCCUGCAGCUUGGUGGAGAGGAUUCAUAGCUCCGUGACAGAGCAUGUGCUUUGCCUGCUGGAGGUUCCAGGUUCAGUCCUGGCAUCUCCAGCUGGGGGUGGAAAAGUCCCUGUCUCACACCCUGCUAUGUACUUUUGAAGUACAUUCAUAGUCGACACACUCGAGAUGCUGGAAAUGAGCACUUUCUUGCCCAACAGCCAUCAGAUGCUGGAAAAAGAAAUGCAGAAGACUCUCUGAAAUACUUUUAUAAUUGUUUGAGUAAACAUGGAUAACCUAAGCAGCUUCAGGAAAAGAGGGAUUCUGAUUACUGGUCUUCCUUUUAAUUUAAUAAAUAUAACAAUUUAAACUAUAGUUUAGUGGUGAAUGCAGUUCAUUAUGGCUUCCAAUGCAGCCUUGAUCAUGUUUAGUGCACUUGAGUGGAACUCAAAUAUUUGACUAAUAAAAUGAAUUUGUCAUGUUUGCAUAAUGAUGUAGCAACUGUCUGUGGUGACAGAGGCAACUGUCACCUCUGGAACUGUGUUAGAAAGCCUUAACAUCUGGGCAGGACAGACUACUAUGAAGCAAAUUAAACUUAGCCCAACUUGACUGUUUAUAAAUCCUGAUUUUUAUCAUUGUGCUUAUUGUGACCUGAUUUAAUAGUCGAUGAAAAUUAUGUCUGUUUAGCUACCUCCUGUUUGUGUACAGUGCAGGUCCCAUAUGUUGAACAUCAGGGGAUGGCAGUGGGCUGAAUCUAGCCCUGAGCUUCCAGGCUCAGCUGGCGGGUGCUUUGGCUCAUUUCCCAUUCAUUUUGGUGGGACUGGUGAAGAAAAAGCUCUCAAAUGGAUUGAAGUCAGUGUUUUUAGAAAGCUUCCUUUUUAAGUCGCUUCACAGAAAGGACCUGAACAGCAAUAGGUUGUUUGGUGCAUAAGAAUACUUGAGCCACAAGAGUCUAGUGUCAAACCUGAGGCAGCUAUGGGUUAGCAGGACCUGUUCUGGGACCUCAGUUAGCUUGCCUUGGUCCCAUCCGUUUCUAUACAAUCUGCAUGCUGAUAAGGCGGAGAGAAUAAAUGUCAGGAGAACUAGCUUUGGAGGUUUUACUGCAACCUGAAAGCUGUAGUGUCCAACUUGUUUAAAGUAUUUUAUUCUUUUGAUAUGAAAAUACACAUGCAGCUUCUAAGAGGACCAGAAGUACCAUUGCUAACAUUAAAAUUGUGUUUAUACUAUGGAACAUGAGAGAACUAUUUAAAAAUAAAAAACAAAGUGAGCAAAA